Messenger RNA from Durusdinium trenchii, 1020 nucleotides. NCBI's taxonomy places the organism in Eukaryota, Dinophyceae, Suessiales, Symbiodiniaceae. The record is from the annotation of a GenBank genome assembly.
AUGGAUUCAGGUGAGCCUGAAGCUGAAGUUUGGGAUCUCCUGGCUGGAUCUGCUGUGGAAGCUGAGGUCAAGGCGCCUGCGAGGAUAGCAGCUACUCCUGCUCCUGCAGCUGCACCUGUUCCUUCUGUGGCACCUGUCGAUGUGCCACGAGAAAGCAGCAAGCCUCGACCUGAACAGACUGCUCCACGCUUUCGAUCUCGAGCCAGCGCGAGUCGGCUCGUUCCGGAGGAGAUCUCCCAAAAUCAGGAGCUGAAUGCUGCCAUCGCCGCGUGUCUUCCCAGGACGCACGACUUUGAGGUUCAUCGUUGCAUUUGGAAGCUGCGCCGGGCUGCUGCACGACAUGUUGGCUUGCAGCUGCCUGAAGGUUUGCAAGGAUGGGCCACUGCUUUGGCAGACCUUUUCAGUACCUUUGUACCAAGUGUGGAGAGCACGACGAUCUUUGGAGAAGCCAACUUCGGCGCCUGUUGCAUUGACGAUCUGGGUGCAACAGCUCUUGGGGUGGACUUUUUGAUCCACUAUGGUCAUUCUUGCUUGGUGCCAACAGACCAGACGACAGUCACCACACUCUAUGUCCAUGUAGAGGUUGAAGUGGACGUGGCACAUUUGGUGGACACUGUUCGACAUAACUUUAUGCCUGACAAGCGUCUAGCCUUCAUGAGCAGCGUGCAGUUCUCUUCUGGCAUGCUUCAGGCAGUCGAGGAACUGCGACAAGAGGCAGAUGAUAAAGCACGAGCUGCAGUGCCACAGGUGAAGCCCCUGGGUGUGGGCGAAACCUUGGGCUGUACCUCCCCAAAGGUGGGUGAUGUGGAUGCAGUGAUUUUCGUGUGUGAUGGACGCUUUCACUUGGAAAGCGCUAUGAUACAAAAUCCGCACGUGCGGGGUAGCUUUUUCCGCUAUGACCCAGCCUGCUUCACCUUGACGCGCGAAGGCUUCGCUCAUGAUGAGCUGCAUGCAGAACGACGGGCAGCCAUUGCAAAAGCAAAAGAUGCCCGGUUGGUGCGGUACUCAGCAUCCUGCUGA